Phycodurus eques (leafy seadragon) is the source of this 2222-nucleotide messenger RNA. It is a transcript of the gene spata7, whose product is annotated as spermatogenesis associated 7. The coding region runs from base 428 to 2161 and encodes 577 amino acids. Gene Ontology annotation, cellular component: ciliary basal body; rod photoreceptor outer segment; photoreceptor distal connecting cilium. The record is from RefSeq and is a predicted model, not a curated record. The transcript has 15 exons. Gene Ontology annotation, biological process: protein localization to photoreceptor outer segment; photoreceptor cell maintenance; protein localization to photoreceptor connecting cilium. Lineage: Eukaryota; Metazoa; Chordata; Actinopteri; Syngnathiformes; Syngnathidae.
UGAGUGAAAUGCAAAUCCAGUGUGUAUUGAAAUGAGUGAGGGUCCCGGAACACUCCAGGUUGUUGGGGACAAGUGAUAGUUACACACAAGUUGAGAGUUUUUGUUCCUAGACGAAUUUGGAAAUGAAGAUCUAUUGGAGCAACAGUGGCGGUUCUCGGAGGUUCGGAGCGGGGCCGGGGAGUGCCCCCUGAACAUUGUGCCUGAAAACAUGAAACAAAAUGAAAACCAACAGGCAGCUGGUGAGUGUGUGUGAGCACAUGGUGCAAAGCGGCGAGUCACGCCCAACCAUUGGUGGACCUCCACGGUGACAUCAUUCAUAUGGAUGAGGAGCAUUAUGCAUUAUUGAUGAGCCUACAGACAACAAGACUGGGGGGAAUCAUGAAACGAUUCAUUAUUAGAAUCAUUUGUGGAAAGUCUGUUGGAGAAAAUGGGAUACGCUGAGAGUUGCGUUGACAUGCAGUCGAGAAGAAGGAGUGUAUUAUCUGGCCCUGGGUCCAGCCUUAACAUUAGAGGGCAGACAUUGAAAAGUAGCCCAUUUUGUCCUCACUCCUCAGGCAAGUGGGCCCAAGCUAUGAUUAAAGAUCACAUGGUGUCUCACUACAAACGGAUUUAUUCAGCUAAAGCUGUGAUCGACACCUCAGUACCCAAAAGCCUUACGCAGAGUGUGCGGUACUUGGACCGGAUGAAGCAGGAACGUAUGAAGAAAGGCAGUCGUCCCCAGUCAGCGCCGUCGCUCUCCCACAGGAACAGCAGAGCCUCGUGUUACUCAGCACAAAGUCGAUGUUCCGUGCAGUCUGAAUAUGCACCCUACCUCUGCUCAAGAAACUCUAUGCUCUCCGCCCCCGGAUUUAGUAGCUCCUUUCACGCGAAGGAGGUUCCCUCUCCAUCAACUAAAGCUGCCCCUCAGAAUCAACAUCAUCAUCAUCAUCGCCCUCAUUCCGUCGCGGAACUCAAGUUCCAAAGCCAGGAGCCGACGUCCCACGGGCAGCCGUCGGCAUGUUACCCGUCUACCUCGGGCGAACCGAGCUUCGUCAAGGCGUUCCAGGAUCCCGUGCAAAAGACGUACAGCGGCGACUUGCUCCAGAAACAUUCGCAGCGCUUCACCCAAGACAAGCCUUUUACGCCGAAGAUGCUGAAAUCCGAGAAGAGCUCUUACCUGUCUAGUUAUCGCUACUACCGAGCACCGCGGGGCACGAAACUGGCUGAGGAGUGCGAUGACUUGAGAUCGGAGAAAGGAGCAAAAACUAUGCAGCACACACAGGAGUUGUAUGACCCAUCUCAGGAACUCAAAGAGCAGCAGUUGGCUGAGACCGAGCACACCGGCACAUAUUUAAUAACGCCAAAACAACAAACAAACAAGAGCCGAGACUGUGAUCCCUUCGACUAUUCCACCAGCUUCUCACUUGAGGGCCUAAACGUGUCGCCAAGUGCAGAGGAUGAAGAAUUAAUGUACCUGGAAUUUAUUUCUGAUGUAACGGAGGACAUCUUGUCCAGAGGAUCUGUCUCUGACAGGGUCCUCAACCGGGUGAUACAGCGGCAUAUUGAUAUGAAUCUGCAUCGUCUGGAUGAAGCUAAAAUGCGCCACCUUCUGGAUAUCCUGCGCAACAACCUGGACGAACCUUCCGCCCCGUCCUCUUACCGCGAGGAUCUUGGGAAAAAGGACCUGCUCGAUUCCCUCCUGGUGAUGCCCGAAUCGGCGCUGGAGCAGGUGAAAAGCGAAGAGGACAACAACCUCUUUUCUUACGUGAGCAAACGCGACAAUUCUCCAGAGCACUGCCUCGAGCCCGUGUUGAGCUCCACAUCGCUGUGGUCUCCUGAGAGAAGUUCUCCGCUAACAACGAAUGAAAAGCCGCAGGAGGAGGAAAACAACUGGGAAAAGGGCGUGAGUGAACAUGUUAGCAAUAAUGAAGGAAAGGAUGAAGAGGACGACCAACCGCUUGUGACGAAGCAGCCAAAGGCAAACGGUGAAGCCAGACAUGAGGAGUUCCUUGAGGACCAAGCUGAGGUAGACGUUGAAGGGCAAUCUAAAGAGCUUGAAGCCAUGGAAAGAAGGUUUUCAGAGUCGCUGCAUGUCGAUCAAGACACUAAAGGUGACAACUUGGACUCUUCCAGUGAACACCAAACAAAUACACUGGCUUCUGUCAGCGACGACGGCUUUUGAAUGUUGCAGACGUGGAAUGUUAAAGCCUCUCACACAGAGAUCCUGAAACUUGGCUGCAUUA